This is a messenger RNA of Lodderomyces orthopsilosis Co 90-125, 888 nucleotides long. It is a transcript of the gene IDI1, whose product is annotated as isopentenyl-diphosphate delta-isomerase. The coding region runs from base 1 to 888 and encodes 295 amino acids. The transcript has a single exon. The record is from RefSeq and is a predicted model, not a curated record. Gene Ontology annotation, molecular function: isopentenyl-diphosphate delta-isomerase activity. Gene Ontology annotation, cellular component: cytoplasm. Lineage: Eukaryota; Fungi; Ascomycota; Pichiomycetes; Serinales; Debaryomycetaceae. Gene Ontology annotation, biological process: isopentenyl diphosphate biosynthetic process; isoprenoid biosynthetic process.
AUGCACUUUCAAUCUAAUACCAUGCCAUCAUCAUCAGAUUACGCCAAAUUGGUAGCUAGUCUUUCACCCGAGGACAUUUUACAAAAAUGGUCUGAGAUUACGCCAUUAAAGAAAAUUUCAGGUAUUCCAAGAUCAGCAGGAUCUGAUUCUUCAAACACUGCUAGUCAAGAUUCAGACUUAUUUAAUGGUCAUGAUGAAGAACAAAUUAGACUCAUGGAAGAAUUGUGUAUUGUUUUGGAUUAUAAUGAUAAACCACUUGGUGCGGGAACUAAGAAAUUAUGUCAUAUAAUGGAUAAUAUCAAUCAAGGUUUAUUACAUCGUGCAUUUUCUGUUUUUUUAUUUAAUGAAGAUGGUAAACUUUUAUUACAACAACGUGCUGAUGAAAAAAUUACUUUUCCUGCCAUGUGGACAAAUACUUGUUGUUCCCAUCCAUUAUGUGUACCUAGUGAAUUGGGUAUAAGUCCUACAUCCAAUGAUGUUAAUGAUUUGGCAACCGCCGUUGAAGGUGCCAAAAUUGCAGCACAAAGAAAAUUGGAUCAUGAAUUGGGAAUUCCUUUACUGGACGUUCCCAUUGAAAAUUUCACUUAUUUGACAAGAAUUCAUUAUAAAGCUCCAAGUGGUGAUGAACGAAGUCCAUGGGGUGAGCAUGAAAUUGACUACAUAUUGAUUUUGAAGACCAAGAAUGACAUAACAUUGAAUGCUAAUUAUAAUGAAGUUAAGGAUUACAAGUACGUAAGUGCUGAAGAAUUGAACCAAAUGUUUGAAGAUAAUACUUUGGUUUUCACUCCAUGGUUCAAAUUGAUUUGCAAGACUUUUUUGUUUAAAUGGUGGUCUAAUUUAGAUAAUUUGUCACAAUUUAAGGAUGAUGAUAUCCACCGCUUGCUAUAA